AAUUCCGGCCUCUGAUAUAAAUACUUACCCUUCAGGCGAAUUCAUUCUUUCCCUUCCAGCCGAAGCCCUUGGAACUCUUCACUCAAACCCUAGAAACCAAAUCUCAUGGCGCCGAAGAAGGACAAGGCUCCUCCACCGUCCUCCAAACCUGCUAAAUCUGGUGGAGGAAAGCAGAAGAAGAAGAAAUGGAGCAAGGGUAAGCAAAAGGAGAAGGUGAACAACAUGGUUUUGUUUGAUCAGGGAACUUAUGAUAAGCUCCUUUCUGAAGUUCCCAAGUACAAGCUAGUCACUCCGUCUAUCCUUUCUGAUAGAAUGAGGGUUAAUGGAUCGCUAGCAAGAAGAGCAAUUAAGGAUUUGAUGGCUAGAGGUUCCAUCAGAAUGAUAUCAGCUCACUCGAGUCAGCAGAUCUACACCAGAGCAACCAACACCUAAGGACAACAAUUCAUGUCACUUAUGCCCGAAAGGGUAUAUAUGAUAUGUAGUUGCCUUUCCAUUUUGCAAUUCCAAAUUUUGUUGAGUGAUCAAAUGAACUCUAAAUGUGACGUUUUUAAUUUGUUUACGUUGCGGGUCUUGACUUGUUUGAUGAAUUGUGUCACAUUAGCUGGUAUUUGCCUUUUCUUUUCUACUGCCAAAUACUAACAAUAAUGUUUGUAUGUAGAAUCUCGUUCUAGAUGUAAGUUGGUAAAUUAAUGUGGCUCUGACAUUAGCGUUGUUUGAACAAUUCUUGGAUUUCGUCUCA
Messenger RNA from Cucumis sativus (cucumber), 739 nucleotides. RefSeq names its product 40S ribosomal protein S25-2. The record is from RefSeq and is a predicted model, not a curated record. Gene Ontology annotation, molecular function: structural constituent of ribosome. Gene Ontology annotation, cellular component: cytosolic small ribosomal subunit. The coding region runs from base 106 to 432 and encodes 108 amino acids. The transcript is spliced from 4 exons. Lineage: Eukaryota; Viridiplantae; Streptophyta; Magnoliopsida; Cucurbitales; Cucurbitaceae.